AUGUUACUCUCCGCGUUCGCCACAACGCUUUGUCUCCUUCCUUUCGCUUCAGCUGGUGUUCACAAACUAAAGCUUACGAAGCUACCACAAGUAUCCCCAGGUCAUGCACUAGAGACUGCCUACCUAGCGGAGAAGUAUGGCGCAGCACCUUACCAACAGCUACCUUUAUUAGGUGCUGGCGGUGCUGGCCGUCACAUUCGUCCACCAACUGGUGAAGAUGACCUCUUUUGGACCCAGGAGGUUAUCAAUGGUGGACACGACGUCCCCCUCACCAACUUCAUGAACGCUCAGUAUUACACUGAGAUCCUCAUCGGCACACCCCCUCAGUCAUUCAAGGUUAUUCUUGACACUGGGUCGAGUAACCUCUGGGUCCCCAGCUCCAAGUGCACAUCCAUUGCGUGCUUCCUUCAUGCUAAAUACGAGUCUAGUUCUUCCUCCACGCACAAGGCCAAUGGAUCUGAGUUCUCCAUCCAGUACGGCACUGGCUCCAUGGAGGGCUACGUCUCCUCAGACGUUCUCGCCAUUGGUGACCUCACCAUUCGUGGUCAGGACUUCGCAGAGGCCACCAAAGAGCCUGGUCUCACUUUUGCCUUUGGCAAGUUCGACGGUAUUCUCGGCCUUGCCUACGAUACCAUCUCUGUUAACCACAUUGUUCCUCCGUUCUACAACAUGAUUAACCAAGGUCUCAUCGACGAGCCUGUCUUUGCUUUCCGCCUUGGUGAAUCAGAAGCAGAUGGUGGUGAGGCCACGUUUGGUGGUGUCGAUCACGCCGCGUACACUGGUAGCAUUGACUAUGUCCCUCUCCGCCGCAAGGCAUACUGGGAAGUUGAGCUUGAGAAGGUCGCAUUUGGAAGCGAUGUACUGGAUCUUGACAUGACAGGCGCUGCUAUCGACACCGGCACCUCCCUCAUCGCCCUUCCCACUGACAUUGCCGAAAUGCUCAAUACGCAAAUUGGCGCUACCAAGUCCUGGAAUGGCCAAUAUCAAGUGGACUGUGCUAAAGUUCCAUCCCUUCCAGAAAUGUCCUUCUAUUUCGGCGGCAAACCCUACCCACUCAAGGGAAGCGACUACGUAUUGGAAGUUCAGGGCACGUGCAUUUCAUCUUUCACCGGUAUGGAUAUCAACCUGCCUGGAGGUUCAUUGUGGAUUAUUGGUGAUGUGUUCCUCCGACGUUACUAUACGGUUUACGACCUUGGCCGGGAUGCUGUUGGGUUCGCCAAGGCUGUAUGA
Messenger RNA from Suillus bovinus, 1230 nucleotides. Its product is annotated as Asp-domain-containing protein. Lineage: Eukaryota; Fungi; Basidiomycota; Agaricomycetes; Boletales; Suillaceae. Gene Ontology annotation, cellular component: fungal-type vacuole. The record is from RefSeq and is a predicted model, not a curated record. Gene Ontology annotation, molecular function: aspartic-type endopeptidase activity. The coding region runs from base 1 to 1230 and encodes 409 amino acids. Gene Ontology annotation, biological process: proteolysis. The transcript has 6 exons.